GGUCUGUCUGCCUGGUAACAGCUGAUGCUCUGAGAUGCUCUGAUAGGAUUGGCUGCUGCAGGUCAUGUGAUCAGGUCCUCUGGUUCUUAGAGCAGCUCUCAGUGAGACGGAGUCAGUUAGUUAGAGAACAGAAGAAGAAGAACAGAAGAAGAAGAAGAAGAAGAGAGAAGAAGAAGAAGAACAGAAGAAGAAGAAGAAGAAGAACAUGGCUUCAUCCUUCAUCAUCACCCUCCUCUUCAUCAGCCUCUACACAGCAGAUGGAUUUAUGGAAUAUGGUCUGGCCCGUUGUGACUUUAACUCGUCUGAUCUGAACGACAUCGAGUACAUCUUGUCGUAUCAUUACAACAAGGUGGAGUACGCCAGGUUCAGUAGUAGUUUGGGGAAGUUCGUCGGGUACACGGAGUUUGGAGUGAAGAACGCUGAGUACUGGAACAAUGAUCCUUCAUAUCUGGCUGCUCUGAGAGCUCAGAAGGAGACGUACUGCAAGAACAACGUUGACAUCGACUACCAGGCUGCUCUCUCUAAAUCAGGUGAGCCGUCCGUCCGAGUCCACUCGGCCACGCCCCCUGGGGGGAAACACUCGGCCAUGUUGGUCUGCAGCGUCUACGACUUCUACCCCAAACAGAUCCGGGUCACCUGGACCAGGGACGGACAGGAAGUCACCUCUGAUGUCACUUCCACUGAUGAGCUGGCAGACGGGGACUGGUACUACCAGAUCCACUCUCACCUGGAGUACACGCCCAGGUCUGGAGAGAAGAUUUCCUGUAUGGUGGAACACGCCAGCCUGAGAGAACCCCUGAUGACCCCCUGGGACCCGUCCAUGCCUGAGUCUGACAGGAACAAGAUUGCGAUCGGAGCCUCAGGACUGAGUCUGGGUCUGGUCUUAUCUCUGGCUGGAUUCAUCUACUACAAGAGCAAGACCCGAGGUCAGACCAGGGCUCCAUGUAGAUCACUUCAGACCUCUUUACAGGACAUUAGACCAGUUUCACAACAGUUCCAGUCUCAGAGGAGUUCCAGACCAGCUCCAGAGUCUCAACGCUGUUUAUGUUUACAACUCCUUCUGAAACCGGUCUCUAAGAGUUCUCUAAAGUAACCUUUUGUUUUGUUA
Molecule: messenger RNA, 1108 nt
Organism: Etheostoma spectabile (orangethroat darter)
Lineage: Eukaryota; Metazoa; Chordata; Actinopteri; Perciformes; Percidae
Product: H-2 class II histocompatibility antigen, E-S beta chain
Exons: 6
Coding region: 206-1093 (295 amino acids)
Biological process (GO): immune response; antigen processing and presentation
Cellular component (GO): MHC class II protein complex; membrane
Source: RefSeq, a predicted model, not a curated record